AAACACCCAACAAGAGAGUGCUUCUCGUAAAGAAGCAACACAGGGAGAGAUGGGGAUGUACAAAGAGCUGUAUGUGGAGGAAGUGAAAACCAGAAGAUGCCUUGCCAAGAAACUGGAAAGGCUGGAAAAGCUUCUGAGGAUAGAGAGCAGGAAACUCUGGGUUAAUGAAGAGAAAGGAAGUCAGUCCCAGCUGGAAGAAAUGAAGAAGAGAUAUUCUGAAAAGGUCAAGGAAGUUGAAAGAUUCCAAAAAGAGGUUGCUGAACUUUCCCAGCAGUUGGACAGGGAACAUGAACAGUGCACGCAGCUGGAGGCCAAAAAUCAGGCUUUGCAAGAAGAACUGUCUGCCCUGCGUGGGGAGUGCGAGAACCUGGCCAUGGACAAAUGCCAGCUGCAAGAAGAGCUGGCAAAACUCCACCAUCAUUUGGAGACCAACGUGGUGGAUCGCAGCCAACUCGAACAGUGCAAAAGAGAGGUGGAAGAACAAGCAGACCAGGAAAUAAGACAAAAACUCCAAGAAGUCAAUGAGUUUUUGCAAGCACAGGCAGCCCACCAGGACACCUUAGAAGAAAUCAGAGCCAGUCAUGUGGACUCACUGAAAAAACAGUUAGAAGACAGAAUUAGAGAUCUGGAACGUGCACUGGGAAGGACAAAAAGCAACCAAGCAGAAAGACCUUUUCAAAAGGAAUCCACCCAGGCAGAAGUGGAAAAGUACAAAGAGCUGUAUCUGGUGGAAGCCCAAACCAGAAAAAGCCUCGCCAAGAAACUGGAAAGGCUGGAAAAGCUUCUGAGGAUAGAGAGCAGGAAACUCCGGGUUAAUGAAGAGAAAGGAAGUCAGUCCCAGCUGGAAGAAAUGAAGAAGAGAUAUUCUGAAAAGGUCAAGGAAGUUGAUAGAUUCCAAAGAGAGGUUGCUGAACUUUCCCAGCAAUUGGACAGGGAACGUGAACAGUGCACGCAGCUGGAGGCCAAAAACCAGGCUUUGCAAGAAGAGCUGUCUGCCCUGCGUGGGGAGUGCGAGAACCUGGCCAUGGACAAAUGCCAGCUGCAAGAAGAGCUGGCAAAACUCCACCAUCAUUUGGAGACCAACGUGGUGGAUCGCAGCCAACUCGAACAGUGUAAAAGAGAGGUGGAAGAACAAGCAGACCAGGAAAUAAGACAAAAACUCCAGGAAGUCAAUGAGUUUUUGCAAGCACAGGCAGCCCACCAGGACACCUUAGAAGAAAUCAGAGCCAGUGAUGUGGACUCACUGAAAAAACAGUUAGAAGACAGAAUUAGAGAUCUGGAACGUGCACUGGGAAGGACAAAAAGCAACCAAGCAGAAAGACCUUUUCAAAAGGAAUCCACCCAGGCAGAAGUGGACAAGUACAAAGAGCUGUAUCUGGUGGAAGCCCAAACCAGAAAAAGCCUCGCCAAGAAACUGGAAAGAGCUACUGAGAGACUUGCAGUGGCCAACACCAAGCUCUUUUUGGAGCGCCACAGAAGCAGAUCUGCAGUCCCAAGCAGCGCUGUCAGCGGAGUUCUGGCUGCAAGUCCACUUCUGGAUUCACCUGGCCUGGGACAUGUUGGCAUCAGUUUGGGACUGAGCAGAAGUCUGGCUCUCAGAACACCACCCAGACACCUGUGGUAAAGCCCAAGACUUCUGCUCAUCAGGACAUCCUGUAAGGGACCGUUCAGAUGGAUGGAACAAAUUGCUUCCUUUCCUUAAUUUCGACAUCCACGGCCUAGUAGCCAGUUUCCUUAAUGGUGGCCUUCAAGGUUUGGUAGCAAAGACUCCAAGAUCAGCUCUAACCCAUCCCUACAUUGUUCAGCGACAAUGAUCCUAGUGGUGAAGGCAGCGAAAAUGCUACUUAAAAUUGGAGAGGUGGUGCUGCAUUGGCCCCCUUGUUGUACGAAAGGAAUCGCUGGAGCUUUGGGGACAAGAAGUGCCAACGGCCACGACAACUGUGCACAGGCAACAGUAUCGGAGGAACCGAGAUGCUGUGACCCCCAUCCAUCCAUCCAGUACAUCCAUGACAUCAUUGUGUGGGGGGACACAGCAGAAGAAGUUUUCGAGAAAGGACAGAAGAUCAUCCAGAUUCUCCUCGAGGCCGGUUUUGCCAUCAAGAAGACUUUCAGAUUCAGCAAUGUCCUCACUCCCGACAGACCAGGGUCCCUUUCCAGAGUAAUGGAGGAGCACCGUGAUUUUUUAAUCCAAAAUUCCCGGAUUUGAAUGAAAUGCUCUGGAAAGGCUCUGGAAAUCAUUGGGUGUUCACAAUCAUCAAUGAAGAUGUUCACCAGGAAUUGCUGAUCACUGGCCUCCAGCUGGAUGUUGCACUCCUGAUCACCACCCUGGCCAGCAGAUUUCAACCAGCCUGCUGUCUGCUCAUCCAGCCCAUACUUCAUGGGCUUCUCUGUGAGGGAGCCCUGUCUGUGUCCACUAGUACACACAUUCAUUUUGAUUUUAAACAAUCAAACAGAA
Molecule: messenger RNA, 2455 nt
Organism: Pseudopipra pipra
Lineage: Eukaryota; Metazoa; Chordata; Aves; Passeriformes; Pipridae
Product: ankyrin repeat domain-containing protein 26-like
Exons: 11
Coding region: 50-1624 (524 amino acids)
Source: RefSeq, a predicted model, not a curated record